Molecule: messenger RNA, 447 nt
Organism: Ciona intestinalis (vase tunicate)
Lineage: Eukaryota; Metazoa; Chordata; Ascidiacea; Phlebobranchia; Cionidae
Source: RefSeq, a predicted model, not a curated record
AUUCCCACAGCAGAGAAGUCCGCAAAGAGAAACAUUCUUCACACAGGGUCCUGGAUGAAGAUAAUAGAAAACAUAGAAGUAAAAACGAAGACCAAGAAAGACGACAAGUUCCAAAAGGUUCUGAUCAACGAAGAGAAAAAAGAGAAAGGAGAGAAAAAUCAUCCAGGCAUGAAAUUCGUGAUGAAGAAGAUUAUAGAAGAGAAAAAGAAAAAAGGAGAGAAGAGAGACAUCGGAAAAGGGAAGAAGAAGGCAGAAGUGAGAGAAGAAAUCAUGAAACACCAGAAGAAAGAGCAAAGAGAAAAGAAAAGGAGAGACGACAACGUGAGAGAGAGGAAAAAAGAGGAAGCGCAACAAAAGAUGGGGAAAGAAGGGAAAGGAAACAUGAAAGAAGAGAAGACCAACACCAAAGGAAUGCAGGGGUAGAAGAGGAAGAGGAACAACGUAGAA